Molecule: messenger RNA, 511 nt
Organism: Ahaetulla prasina
Lineage: Eukaryota; Metazoa; Chordata; Lepidosauria; Squamata; Colubridae
Product: MPN domain-containing protein-like
Exons: 2
Coding region: 188-511 (107 amino acids)
Source: RefSeq, a predicted model, not a curated record
UUCCCACCUUCGCUCUCCCCCCCCACCCCCGCCGCCUUUCCCGUCCUCCUCCUCCUCCUCCUCCUGCCCGGCUCCUGCCUUUUCUCCGCCUCCCUUUGUUUCCCUCUCCCGCGGCCGGCCAGGCGAGGAUGCUGCCGGGCUGGAGCAGCGGCAGCAGGAAGAGGAGGAGGAGGAGCAGCGCCGGGCCAUGGCUGCGGCUGCGGCUGCGGCGGCUGCAGGGAUGGACGCGGAAUCCCUAGCUGGGGAUGAGUGUCUGGAGGAAGAUGAGGAAGAGCUGGAGACCAGCUUGGAAGACCCAGAACAGGACACGGUGGGGAAAACUGUGCCGGGUGGACGCAGCUGCGGCCUCCUGACCCGCCGAGGAAUCACACUACGGGUUCUUCUCAAAGACGGGCUGAUCGAACCCGGGGAAGGAGUCCUCUCUAUUUACUAUCUGGUAAGAGAGCUUCUCUCCCCCGCCUCUCAGGGCAACCCGGUCAAAAAAGUCAAGAUGGCUGCCAGACAAGUGUGA